UGCUUCCUAUUCGAAAUACCAUCGAUAGUUUGCCACUACUACUACUGCGAACAUGCGUAUUUAAAGAGGAAGCACAAACAGCUGUUGGACAUUUCACAUUUUUGGAUAAUUCGUUUGUCGGUGCGUGUUUUAUUUUGAAAUAAAUUUUCGCGUUAAAACAACCAAAAUGAUUAUUCCGAUUCGUUGUUUCACGUGCGGUAAAGUCAUUGGCAACAAAUGGGAGUCCUACUUAGGGCUUUUGCAAGCUGAAUACACUGAAGGUGAUGCUCUGGACGCCCUUGGGCUGAAGCGUUAUUGUUGCCGACGCAUGUUGUUGGGACAUGUGGAUCUGAUUGAAAAAUUGCUCAAUUAUGCGCCUUUGGAGAAAUAGAUGCGCUAAGAAGGGAACGAGAGUAACUUAAACCCCACCAAAAAAGUGUGUGGCUUUUCCUUGUGCGGUUUAAGUUUAGUGUAAAUAAAUGUGAAGUUUUUGUAGCAAAUAGCAACGGUUUAUUAAUGUUAAAAUAUUGGUUUUUGUAAAGAAACUGCACACAGGCAAAAUAAUAUACUCAAGCAUAUUAA
This is a messenger RNA of Rhagoletis zephyria (snowberry fruit fly), 561 nucleotides long. It is a transcript of the gene Polr2L, whose product is annotated as DNA-directed RNA polymerases I, II, and III subunit Rpb10. Gene Ontology annotation, cellular component: RNA polymerase I complex; RNA polymerase III complex; RNA polymerase II, core complex. The record is from RefSeq and is a predicted model, not a curated record. Lineage: Eukaryota; Metazoa; Arthropoda; Insecta; Diptera; Tephritidae. Gene Ontology annotation, molecular function: zinc ion binding; DNA binding. Gene Ontology annotation, biological process: tRNA transcription by RNA polymerase III; transcription by RNA polymerase II; transcription by RNA polymerase I.